Molecule: messenger RNA, 1301 nt
Organism: Clupea harengus (Atlantic herring)
Lineage: Eukaryota; Metazoa; Chordata; Actinopteri; Clupeiformes; Clupeidae
Product: P2Y purinoceptor 12-like
Biological process (GO): G protein-coupled receptor signaling pathway; negative regulation of adenylate cyclase activity
Cellular component (GO): membrane
Molecular function (GO): G protein-coupled purinergic nucleotide receptor activity
Source: RefSeq, a predicted model, not a curated record
GACAUUCUAGUGUUGGACGAUACUCCUCUCUUUCUACUGAGGCUGUGUGUGUGUGUGUGUGUGUGUGUGUGCGGGCGGCUCAGGAUGAACUCCAGUGUGUGGAACGCGUCGGGCGUGACGAACGCGUCGGGCGUGCACGCGGUGGCGGCGGCGGGGGGGCGCUGCGUGCGUGACGUGAGCGUGACGGCGGUGGUGUUCCCGGUCCUGUACGGCGUGCUCCUGGUGGCGGGGCUGCUCCUCAACGCGCUGGCGCUCUGGAUCUUCACACACAUCCGCUCCUCCAGCACCUUCCUGGUCUACCUGAAGAACCUCCUGGCGGCGGACCUGCUGAUGGCGCUCACCCUGCCCGUCAAGCUGCUGUCGGACGCGGGCGCGGGGGGGUGGCGCCUGCGGGCACUCUACUGUCGCUACACGGCCGUGCUCUUCUACGUCAGCAUGUACAUCAGCAUCCUGCUGCUGGGCCUCAUCAGCCUGGACCGCUACCUGAAGGUGGUGGCGCCGUUCGGCCGCUGCGCGCUGCAGAACGUGCCCGUGGGCCGGGCCAUCUGCGCCGGCGUCUGGGCCACCAUGCUGGCGCUGGCGCUGCCCAACAUGUUGCUUAGCAACCAGCUGCCCAAUCAGGAGCCCCAGGGCAAACUCAAGUGCAGCGCCAUCAAGAGCCCCACCGGACUGCUGUGGCACGAGGGUUUUAACUACUUCUGCCAGGUGCUGUUCUGGGGAACGCUGCUCCUCAUGGUAGUGUGUUACAGUUUCAUCAGCAGGAAAGUCUACCAGUCAUAUCGCACCUCACAGAGCAACUCACGCGCAGCCAGCCGGAGGACUAAAGCAAAGGUGUUCGUGGUGGUGUGUGUGUUCUUCGUGUGUUUCGCCCCGUUCCACUUCGCGCGCGUGCCCUACACCCUGAUGCAGACGCGCGGGCGCAGUGGCGCCCCCUGCUGGGCGCAGGAGGUGCUGUACGUGGCCAAGGAGAGCACGCUGUGGCUGUGCACCGCCAACAUGUGCCUGGACCCGCUCAUCUACGUCUUCCUGUGCCGCGUCUUCCGCCGCAGGCUGACAGCCACUCUCAGCCGCAAGCCCCUCCCCCCCGCCGCCCUCGGCUCACCCAGCGAAACCUCCACACGCCACGACACGCCCAGCAUCCACAGGCCCCUCCCCCUUAGCAGCAAGGACACGCCCAGCAUCCACAGGCCACUCCCACUUAACAGCAGGACCAGCGCCAACGACAACAUUGUUCUGAGCAACACACACACCAUCACACAGUGAGCAUCCCACAGCAGCCCAGGCUGACACACUCACUCUCA